GCCGCCGCCUGCGGUCUCUCGGGCCCGGGCUUCCCCGCCGCCCCCGCUCCCGCCGCCGCCACCCGGGUCCGAGCGGCCGCCGCCGGCCCGCAGAUGGCGCACUCGACGGCCGCCGCGCCGCUGGGCGCGCUGGAGCAGGGCUGCCCCAUCCGCGUGGAGCACGACCGCCGGCGCCGCCAGUUCACCGUGCGGCUCAACGGGUGUCAUGACCGGGCCGUCCUGCUGUACGAGUACGUGGGCAAGCGGAUCGUGGACCUGCAGCACACCGAGGUCCCCGAUGCCUAUCGCGGGCGUGGCAUCGCUAAGCACCUCGCCAAGGCCGCCCUGGACUUUGUGGUGGAGGAGGACCUGAGGGCCCAUCUCACCUGCUGGUACAUCCAGAAGUACGUCAAGGAGAACCCCCUGCCGCAGUACCUGGAGCGUCUGCAGCCGUAACCCUGGCCCGCGCGGGGAGUGCUCCCUGCCAGCCCCUUCCACGCGGCCUCCACCAGGCCUGCGUACUCUCAGGAACCUGGUCCCACUGGGAACAGACUCAGAGUUAUUUUUGUAAGGACACUCAACUGUGGCCCCAUGUCCAGACCCCUGGAGGAGGCUGGCAAGGAUGGGCAGUAAUCCAGUGACUGUGCGGAAGGGUAGGUGACAGCGCCACUCUGCUGGGACCCACAGCUUCGCAGAAGGAAUUCUGUGCACUCCACAUGGGAGCCGGAGCCAGUUCCCACCUGCCAGUGAUCAGGAGGGCAGAUAUGAUCCUGCCACCACGUCCUAGGUCUUUCUGCAAAUAAGGGUAUUCCCCAGAGCCAAGAGAAGCAAUAAGAAACCUUGUGUGCCACCCUCCAAGGUGGUAGUGCCAAGCCUCACCUGUCGCCAGGCCACCCCCUUCUCUUUCUUAAGACUUCUAUGCCCUGGUACCUGCAGUGGAACCAAGGGGCAGCCCUCCCUGAUGUGAGGGACAAGGAGAGUGGUGACCAAGUGCCAGCCCAGGCUCAACUGUGCACACACACAUGUACACACACAAACACACACACAGGAACACGCACAAUCAUGGGAUGUGGAGUGUGGACAGGCUGGUGGUGGGGAGCGACAGGUGUUUUCCUGUCCUUGGUGCUCUCACCUUUGGUUGACUUCUUGUGUGUCAGCUCUGCAGGAAACCAAGGUCCCCGUCCACCGGGAGUUGCCCCCGGCUGUCAGCAGCCAGCUCCCAGCAGCCAGCUCCAGAGGCAGCUCGAGCAGCUGCAGGCCCCGGCCGCUGCCUCAGCAUCCCCGGCCCUCGUUGGCUUUUUUGCUGCCACUGCCCACCAGGGCUUUCUCAGACAGGACAUCUUGGAGCUGGGGGUGGGAGGGAGGCAAGCUGUCCUCAAAAACUGCCCUUGCCACCCGAGAGGAAAAAACAUUUCAGCCAGAGGGAUUUCUUUUGCUGUUGCUAGACAUAGAGUGUUUUUCUUUUUGGUGGCCGGCUAUAGCCAGGCAUGUUCUGUUGCCUGUCCCCAGUCCCACUCUCUCCCCGGACCAGCCUUCCUGGUUAUAGCUGGGGAGACGUACCAAGUACACUUUGGUUCUGGGGGACCCGCCUUCCUGGGGCCCUGUGGCUUCCCUUUAGGGGAUGUUUAGGGCUCAGGGUCCUGACCUCUUGUGCUCUGCUGCUCCUCUGUGGAGCUGGGGCGUGACCCAGGAGUCAGGGUUCCUUGUUCCUUUUGGUCUGAGAUAUCAGCCAGCAUUGAAUCCCUGGGAUUGAUGUGCCCCCUCCAGGCCACUGGGGAUGUCUGGAGCUGGACUCUGGAUGGUACAUGGGGAGGCUGACCCGAGCCCCCAAUGCCUCCCUCCUCCAGUGCAGGUGCUCUGGAGGGUGGGGCUGGGGGCACUGAUUGCCAUGGUGACUCUUCCCUGUGUCUGACUCAGUGUGGCAGGUGCUGUCCUGGCCCGUGGUUGCCUUUUCUACUCACCACCUCCUUGCCCGAGCCUUGGCACUGAGACUCCCCUCCUGUCCUUCCCCAGCCACUGCAGCUCAGGGGCCCACCUCAGGCGUUUGUGCACAGGUGGCUGGAACAUCAAGAUCUGCACAUGGGAGGAGGGCUGCCAGCCUGACUCUGGGGAUCCCUGAGCUCCAGAGCCCUCAGCUGCUGUGAGUCACAGAUGUGGACCAGCAGUGGUCACCAUCCUAAGCACCCCCACCCCAUCCCGUGCCAGACACUCCUGCUGUGGCCUCCAGGAAUUCCUGAGAGCCGAAACUGUCCUCCUUAGCUCUGUUUACAAAGGGCUCUUAGGAGGGACUGAAGAAGCCCCUGGGCCUCCAGGAAGAGAUAGCUGGUAGGUGGACUGAGCUGUUCUGUGUCCCCUCCAGGCCUAGAGCUGCCCCAUUCCUGGUGCAGUUUAAGAAAAGAGCAGGUUGUAGCCCUGGGAGUGGACAGACGGGCCAGCCUGGGCGCCUUUGUCCUCCCCUUCAUAUCCCAGAGCAGCUGGGCUGGGGGCCUUCUUUCCCUCCCUCCCUCCCCUCCCUAGGAUCACACCCUUCCCAAGUUCAAGCACAGACUCCCCAGUAGCUCAGUGAUCUAAUGCUGGCUCCCUCUGGAGCCUAGAGGGUAAGGUGGCCCAGUGCCCUCCCAGCCUUCCCACAGGAGGGCUCCUGCACAAGAGGCCCCAGAGGGCCAGCACGGGCUUUGAGGAGCAGCGAGCCAGGUGGCACCAGGAGGGAGUAGCCCCUGCCUGAACCUAAGAUUCCAUGCACUGUGUUCUAACGGCAAGUGACUUGCCAGCCAACCAGCAUACCCACAAAACACUUAGUACUUGAAUGAGGAGACGAGGCUUAUGGAGGCCCUAUGUGGACCGUGGGCCCAGGAACAGCAGCUGGGGCUUUCUCAGUAAGUUUGUCCCCAGUUCCCACAGGUGUGACCUGGGCCUUCUCACCUUGGGCUUCCUUAAAGUUCCUGCUCCAGGGGGCUUGACAGGGCAAAGCUGGGCCUGGCCCGUGGUCUCCAGUAGAGCCUCACGGUGGCAGCAAUAGCCACCUCUCCCAAGGUGGGGCCUCUGGUUCUGCUGGAGACACCCCGCCCUGGAGCCCCCCACCACCCCUCAGCCAACACAGUCUGACUCAGCCGUGCCAGCUUGUCCUCUGGUGCUACCGUCUCUGGCAUCCCGGCCUCACCCCCUCCCUGUCCCAGGACGCUCUGGAAGCUGUUAGUCAGGAGGCUGGUCACACAGGGCCAGUUCGUGUGCCUGGGUUAGACCAGUGCAAGAGCAGGCAGAGGGACGUUUGGGGCCCACUCUGCUCCCCGCGGCAGAUGGCCUGAAGGCCUCAUACUCCCCUGCCACGUCUCACCCUGUGGGUUUCUCCUCCUUGCCCAGUCAAACUAGGUGGUGAGUCAUGUGCCUUUCCUACUCAGGACCUGUUGAGAUGGGUCUGGGCCAAGGCUGGUCUCCGGACCUGCUCCCUUUGUUAUCUUUCAGCUCUUGAACAUAUUGCACGACAUACAUUUCAAUGACAGGGUGGCCCAGCAUUCUGCUCCAGGGUGCUUCCAGGAGAGGCACCCAUGUGCUGUCCACACAGUCAUCUGAUCAUUAGUCUUGUUUUUAACUGAUGAGGAAACAGGCAUGGCGAGGAGGUUGGGGAGCCCCCAGGGUGUGAGGAAGGAGUGGAGAAGACAGCCUCGGCUGGGGCUCUCCCUUCCCUCCCUGGCGUCCCACCUCUGCUCUUGAUAGUCAGCACAGCCUGCACGAUGGCAACAGCCUGCUUCUCAGCGGGGAGAGCCAGGCUCUGACAGGCGUUGUGGCUUGGCUGAGGUCUCCCAGCAGACAGCAGUGGCGUCAGGAUCCCAAGCCAACCCCGGGCGACUUUGCUGCCCACCUUCCUUCCAGGGCCCACAGCGUGGUUCCCACUGCCUGGCUCCUGGGGCUGAGGCUGCCGUUGGCGCUAGCGCUGGCCCUGGCAGCGCGGCUGCUUUGCAGGGUUUCCUCAGAAGAGGCUGUGACUUCACACCAGCUACUGCUCUCGGAUCGGAGCUCCUCUCCCCCCUAAAACAUCUCCUUUUGGGAUUUCUGGUCCAGCGUAGGGUGGUGGGGCCCAGCCUCGUGUGAACACAGGCCCGUCGGGGAAAGCGGUGGAAUCCUGUCCCCCCCAGGGCCGCGUCUCAUUCCGCCCAGGGAGGGAGCAGAUGCCUGAAUGGGAAUUUUUCUCCUAGCUUCCCGCUGGGGUGAGGGGGUCUCACGGCUGCCCCAAACUAAAGAGGAAGGGGCACAGCAAGGCCACGCCCUUCCCCGUCUCAUCCCGCUCCUGUUUGACAGGCGAGAGGCCGAGGCUUGCAGUGGGGGAGUCACUAGCCUGCAGCCCACCCUGCAGGAGGGGACCAGGAUCCAAACCGUGUUCCCAUCUUCUCUAGAGGAUGGUGUUCAGCUUGUGUGUUAUGAGGUCUUAUGUCUACUUUAGGUGACAGAUGCUCUCAGAAAGCAAUAAACAGACAAAACUUCCAGCAACUUCUCUGCUCAUUUGGAAGGCUGAUGCAGGGUUCUGCCUCGAGCCAUAACUCACAUUGCCAUUCAAGAGGGCCUGGCUGCCACGGGGAGGCCUUGCAGCGCGGAAGCAGGGGCCGCAGCGCAACAUUAGCGGAGCACCUGGCCGUAGGCUCACACUUCCUCCUCAGUUCAGGAUUCUCGGGUUUGCUCAAGUCCACCCAGAUAUCCCUUUACUAUUCUCAGGGCCCCACUCCUUCCAGUUCAAUACCCUAAAUUUCACGUGAGAGAUCCGGAGAGGCUAUGAAUUCAACUUGUGUUGUAAUUCUGCAGCCCACAGGUUCAAAUUUAGGGUUGCAUUUUCAGUUGUAUCAGUCUUAUGACUACAAUAUAUUAAACAGAUUCUUUUCUGGUUGUCAAA
This is a messenger RNA of Cynocephalus volans (Philippine flying lemur), 4861 nucleotides long. It is a transcript of the gene NATD1, whose product is annotated as N-acetyltransferase domain containing 1. The record is from RefSeq and is a predicted model, not a curated record. NCBI's taxonomy places the organism in Eukaryota, Metazoa, Chordata, Mammalia, Dermoptera, Cynocephalidae. The coding region runs from base 94 to 435 and encodes 113 amino acids. The transcript is spliced from 3 exons.